Molecule: messenger RNA, 307 nt
Organism: Racocetra fulgida
Lineage: Eukaryota; Fungi; Glomeromycota; Glomeromycetes; Diversisporales; Gigasporaceae
Source: the annotation of a GenBank genome assembly
AACCAACAAAACCCAUUCAACUUGCAGCAUUUUUUGAUCUACAGACUAAAGACAUGCAAAUAUUUACCGAAGAUGAGAGACAUAAUACUGUUUCAGAAGCAUGUAUAAAGUAUCUUGAAUUAGCUACUAAUUAUUAUGAAUCAAAUAAUUUAUCAGAUAUAGCACCUAGUGACAUGAAUAGUGAAGAUAUUUUUUCUAGUCCUGUGGCUCAAAAACAUUCAAGCCAAAAUGAUGAUAACAUUGCUAACCGUGAAUUUAACUCAUAUUUAUUAUUACCAAGGGUUCCGGGUGAAACAGACAUACUUCA